GAAGAAGUUUUCCCUUAUCCAGAAAUUAGCAAUGAAGAGCUACAGGAGAUCAACCAGUUUGUAGGACCUGUAGAAAAAUUCUUCAGUGAAGAAGUGGAUUCCAAGAAGAUCGAUCGAGAUGCAAAAAUCCCACCUGAAACUUUGAAAGGACUGAGGGAUCUGGGUCUCUUUGGCAUGCAGAUUCCAGAGGAAUAUGGUGGCCUCGGUCUGUCAAAUACCAUGUAUGCGCGGCUGGGAGAAAUCAUCUCGUUAGAUGGAUCCAUCGCGGUGACGCUGGCAGCUCAUCAAGCUAUCGGGCUGAAGGGAAUCCUGAUAGCUGGCACUGAUGCGCAGAAAGCCAAGUACCUGCCUAAGCUGGCAUCUGGGGAGCACAUUGCAGCUUUUUGUCUCACUGAACCUGGAAGUGGCAGUGAUGCUGCAUCCAUCCAGACAAGAGCAACCCUCAGUGAAGAUGGGAAGUACUUCCUAUUAAACGGCUCCAAGGUUUGGAUAUCGAACGGCGGCCUUGCCAGUAUUUUCACAGUGUUUGCUAGGACAGAGGUUGUUGAUAAGGAUGGACAAGUGAAAGACAAAAUCACUGCUUUCAUCGUAGAGCGGGAUUUUGGUGGAGUCUCACAUGGGAAACCUGAGGAUAAGUUAGGCAUUCGAGGCUCCAAUACCUGUGAAGUGCAUUUUGAAAACACUAAAGUGCCUAUAGAGAAUGUAAUUGGAGAAGUAGGAGGAGGAUUUAAGGUUGCCAUGAAUAUCCUCAACAGUGGAAGAUUCAGCAUGGGCAGUGCAUCUGCUGGAGUGAUUAAAAAAUUGAUAGAAAUGACAGCGGAGUAUGCUUGUACCAGGAAACAGUUCAAUAAGAAACUGAGCGAAUUCGGAUUAAUUCAGGAGAAGUUUUGUUUUAUGGCUGUGAAAGCGUACGUAAUGGAGAGCAUGGCUUACCUCACUGCGGGAAUGAUGGACAGGCCGGGCUUUCCAGACUGCUCUGUGGAGGCAGCCAUGGUCAAGGUGUUCAGUUCCGAAGGCGCCUGGACUUGUGUAAGUGAAGCUCUGCAAAUUCUUGGAGGCCUCGGCUACAUGAAGGAUUACCCCUAUGAACGCUAUCUCAGAGACUGCAGGAUACUGCUCAUUUUUGAGGGAACAAAUGAAAUUCUGCGAAUGUAUAUUGCUUUGACGGGUAUGCAAUAUGCAGGCAAAAUCUUAACUGACAAAAUUAAAGAAAUCAAGAAAGGAAAUAUAGGAGUGGCACUGCAGGAGUUUCUAAACAAAUUACGGGACUCAAUGGGCAGAAAAGUGGAUUAUGGGAUAAUGGAAGAACGCGGGGGACUGGUGCAUCCCAGCCUGCAGGACAGUGGCAAGAAACUUGAGGAAAACACUUAUUAUUUUGGAACUACAGUGAGAGGCCUACUCAGCAGGUUUGGCAAGACAAUAGUGGAUGAGCAGUUGGUUCUGAAGAGAGUGGCGGAUAUAGUGAUUAAUUUGUAUGCAAUGACAGCAGCUAUUUCCAGAGCAAGCCGCUCCAUCAGCAUUGGCCUAAGAAAUCACGACCAUGAAGUGCUUCUUACAAAUAUCUUCUGCAGAGAAGCAUAUUUCAAGAAUAAUUAUGCCAUGGCUCAACUGCAAAAAUAUGCAGAUGAAAAUCUGGAUGACCAUAUUAAAAAGGCCGCAAAGCAGGUGCUGGAAAAGAGAUCUUAUAUCUGCUCACAUCCACUGGACAGGACAUUCUAAUUACUUCACUGACAGCUAAUAUUGAUGAAUGUAACAUGAACAGCAAGUAUUUUUCUGCAGUUCAAGUAUUUGACACCUUAAAAAUAACUGAGUAAUACAAAGUUUAUAAAAAUGAGUUUAUAAAAAUGUAUUAGCUGUAUCUGUGUAAAAUAGGACUAAAGCCAACUUCAUAUUAAGAGGAUAAAGAAAGAAAUUAAUGUAAUCCUCAAGUUCUAUUUUUAGACACACGUCUGCUUCCUUUGAUGCCAAAUAAAGUCAGUUGAGAUUCA
This is a messenger RNA of Numida meleagris (helmeted guineafowl), 1988 nucleotides long. RefSeq names its product acyl-CoA dehydrogenase family member 9 (gene ACAD9). NCBI's taxonomy places the organism in Eukaryota, Metazoa, Chordata, Aves, Galliformes, Numididae. The record is from RefSeq and is a predicted model, not a curated record. Gene Ontology annotation, molecular function: flavin adenine dinucleotide binding; acyl-CoA dehydrogenase activity.